AUGGCGAUCGAUUGGGAAAAGCGUUCUAGUACAAAAUUCAGUAUGUUCGCGACAUCAUACAAUGCUAAACUAUCGGAACGCUUCGCUAACGUAACAGUAAUUCUUUAUUCGACAGCUGUAAUUCUCUAUAGCACCAAGAUUCUUGUAAAACAUGUGGAUGACGGCAAUACUUCCAACGCUUCCACACGAUUGCUCAUUUUAGAGAUGGACCUGCCAUUUGACGCUAACAAAAGAUUUGUAUAUGAGUUGGUCAUAAUUGUUCAAUUUCUUCAUUUGGUGUUAUGUGCCGACGCCAUCGGUUUAUUAAAUGCCUUGCUCAUAAAUCUGGUGAGUUCUGCGUAA
Messenger RNA from Cyphomyrmex costatus, 342 nucleotides. RefSeq lists its product as uncharacterized. The coding region runs from base 1 to 342 and encodes 113 amino acids. NCBI's taxonomy places the organism in Eukaryota, Metazoa, Arthropoda, Insecta, Hymenoptera, Formicidae. The record is from RefSeq and is a predicted model, not a curated record. The transcript has a single exon.